This is a messenger RNA of Alnus glutinosa, 782 nucleotides long. Its product is annotated as germin-like protein subfamily 3 member 2. Lineage: Eukaryota; Viridiplantae; Streptophyta; Magnoliopsida; Fagales; Betulaceae. The record is from RefSeq and is a predicted model, not a curated record. Bases 18 to 686 code for a protein of 222 amino acids. The transcript has a single exon. Gene Ontology annotation, cellular component: cell wall. Gene Ontology annotation, molecular function: manganese ion binding.
CAAAGAAGUGAAUAAAAAUGUCUCCAAUUUUGACCAUUUUGCUUGUCACAAUGUCCCUCCUUUGUGCUGCAACACUGGCCUCAGACCCCGACCCAGUUCAGGAUUUUUGCAUACCCGACCCGAGAUACGGUUCCUUAAAAGUUGCUCACCUUGCUACUCUCCCAUGCAAGAAUUCAUCGGAGGCCACCACCGAUGACUUUGUCUUCUCCGGCGUGAAGAAAGCCGGAAACUUCUCCGCAGACACCGGCCUUGCAGCCAUACCGGUGAACCCAACCGUUUUUCCAGGCCUCAACACGCUAGGCAUGUCAUUCAUACGCGCUGACCUUAAAGUUGGUGGAAUAAACCCACCACAUUUCCACCCAAGAGCCACUGAAAUUGCAUAUGUGGUGGAGGGAAGUGUAUAUUCAGGCUUUGUGGAUUCCACCAGCCGGGUUUUUGCAAGAACAGUCGAGCAAGGGGAGGUCAUGGUGUACCCCAGAGGCCUGGUGCAUUUCCAAAUGAAUGUGGGGGAUAAGCCUGCAACCAUAUUUGGUAGCUUCAAUAGCCAAAACCCUGGAUCCCAGAAAAUCCCAGCUGCCAUUUUUGGAUCUGGGAUCAAUGAGGAGCUUUUAGAGAAGGCUUUUGGAUUGAGUCCUAAGCAAAUUGGGAUGAUGAGAAGAAGGUUUGAUCCCAAAAAGGUGAAGUAAAGGUUGAAAGAAUGAUAUUUUGUGGCUGUUAAUUCUAGUUUUACUGGAUAAUAUGUGUUUCGAGUAUUAUAGAAUGGCUGUUUCUUUGGGAUCUCA